Messenger RNA from Lasiosphaeria miniovina, 568 nucleotides. RefSeq names its product tubulin binding cofactor A. Gene Ontology annotation, molecular function: beta-tubulin binding. Gene Ontology annotation, biological process: post-chaperonin tubulin folding pathway; tubulin complex assembly. The coding region runs from base 176 to 568 and encodes 130 amino acids. The transcript is spliced from 3 exons. NCBI's taxonomy places the organism in Eukaryota, Fungi, Ascomycota, Sordariomycetes, Sordariales, Lasiosphaeriaceae. Gene Ontology annotation, cellular component: microtubule cytoskeleton; cytosol. The record is from RefSeq and is a predicted model, not a curated record.
CCUAUUCAACAACACAAUCAUUCCAGGCAUUCAGCAGGCAGCCAGUUACUUCUCUUUGCAAGCAUCCAGCCCAGCGUCAAACCAACCACCUUCGUACUCACUCUUGAUCGUACGCUCCGUGACUUUACGCCCAUCUUACCGGAUCAUCAAGCAACUCAUCAGACAUACAGACAGCAUGGCGCCUCCGUCAGCACUCACCAUUGCGACCCAAUCGGUCCAGCGCCUCGUCAAAGAAGAGACAUACUACCACAAGGAGCAGGCAAACCAGGAGGCGCGCAUCCAGAAGCUGACCGGGGAAAUCGAAGCUGAGAACCCAGACUUGGAUAGUAACGCCGAGUAUGUGCUCAAGCAAGAGAAAACCGCGCUGGAAGAGACCAAGGCAGUGUUUGGGCCGCUUGGAGUACGCAUUACAGAUGCGGUGCAGAAGCUUGAGGAGCAGAUCGCCAUCUCGGAGAGCGAUGGUACCGCUUCAGAAGAGCAGCUGAAUAAAGCCAAGGAGGCAUUGGUGUCCGGGCAGAGGGUGACGGCGCAGAAGGGCGUGUUGGACAAAAAUGUUUUAAUGCCUUGA